This is a messenger RNA of Orycteropus afer afer, 2202 nucleotides long. Lineage: Eukaryota; Metazoa; Chordata; Mammalia; Tubulidentata; Orycteropodidae. The record is from RefSeq and is a predicted model, not a curated record.
AUGGAGUCAAGUGUGGGCUCCUCAAUCUCCCCAGAACCUGUUGCUGCCCUAGGGGUGCUGGACACUGGGCCUGGCAGCUCCUCUCAGGAAAAAGCUAAGACCAGGGAACUCCAGCCCAUGGAGCCACAGCUCACAGACCUCAGGAAGCUCCAAGAACUUCCUGUCUGCAGGGACCUUGCUGUCAAGAGUCCUGGCAUCCAGGCUGCAGGGACUGGAGAUGGCCUCCUGGACACAGGCACCAUAGAUGAGCAGAGCAGCAGUGGCAAAAUCCCUAACCGGGACAGCGGGAUCGACAGCCCAUCCUGCAGUGUGGCCAGCGAGAGCUUUCCCUGCAAGGAAGGGAGCAAGGCCAGCCAGAGCCCUGUCAUGUUGGGGCUCCACCCAGAGACAGACUCGCAGGAUGCCCCACAGGACACCACCAGUGACAUGGACAAGGGUAGCAGUGAAGGAUCUAACCCAGAAACUGUCCUCCAGACAGGUGGCAUGGACAUGGGAACAGCCAAGUGCUCCAAGCCCCAGCAGCUGUUUAACAUUGCCCAAGAGCUCCUGCACACAGAGGAGGCCUAUGUGAAGCGACUGCACCUGUUGGACCAGGUCUUCUACACCAGGCUGACAGAGGCUGGGAUCCCUGCAGAGGUCACCACAGGCAUCUUCUCAAAUAUCUCCUCCAUCUAUCGCUUCCAUUGGCAGUUCCUCUUGCCAGAGCUCCAGGCACGGAUCGCUGAGGAAUGGGAUGUGAAUCCCCGGCUCGGGGACAUCCUGCAGAAGCUGGCUCCAUUUCUCAAGAUGUACGGCGAGUAUGUCAAGAACUUCGACAGGGCCAUGGAGCUGGUGGGCACGUGGACCCAGCGGUCGGUGCUGUUCAAAGACGUUGUUUACAAUAUCCAGAAGCAAGAGGUGUGUGGGAACCUGACACUGCAGCACCACAUGCUAGAGCCUGUGCAGAGGGUCCCUCGCUAUGAACUGCUGCUCAAGGACUACCUGAAGAGGCUCCCAGCAGAUGCUCCUGACCGGAGGGAUGCAGAGAAGUCCUUGGAGCUCAUUUCUAUCGCAGCAAACCACUCCAACGCAGCCAUUCAGAAGAUGGAGAAAAUGCACAAGCUCUUGGAGGUGUAUGAGAGACUGGGUGGGGAGGAAGACAUUGUCAAUCCAGCCAAUGAGCUCAUCAAAGAGGGCCAUAUCCAAAAGUUGUCAGCCAAGAACGGCACCACUCAGGACCGCUACCUCUUCCUGUUUAACAGUAUGGUCCUUUACUGUGUGCCCAAGCUGAGACUCAUGGGCCAGAAGUUCAGUGUCCGAGAAAAGAUGGACAUUUCAGACCUCCAGGUACAGGAUAUUGACAAGCUAAAUGCAGUACAUACAUUUGUAAUAACAGGAAGGAAAAGGUCCCUGGAGCUUCAAACUCGGACAGAGGAAGAGAAGAAUGAAUGGAUCCAGGUCAUCAGGGCCACCAUUGAGAAGCACAAGCAGAACAGUGAGACCUUCAAGGCCUUCAGUGGCCCCCUCAGCUGGAAUGAGGACCCCAUCUUCCCACCAGAUCCAUCUCUUGAGUCCAGAAAGCCUUCCUCUAAAACGAGGCGAGAGAAAGAGAGGCAGAGCUGCAAGAGCUGCGGGGUGACCUUCCACUCCAUCACCAAGAGGCGACACCACUGCAAGCAGUGUGGAGCUGAGUCGGAGUCACAGGCGGCCUCUAUUUUGCAGGUCAUCUGUGGGAAGUGCUCCGAGUUCAAGGCUGAGAAUAGCAGGCAGAGCCGGGUUUGCAAGGAAUGUUUCCUGACCCCGUCAGCAGGCCCUGACAGCCUUGGUCCUGAAGUGCUCAUUGAGCCCAAGAAAGGCACAGAGAAGCUGCCUGCUGCAGACCCCCAGCACAACUUGCUCUGUGGCACCCUGCAGCUGUCAGAAGAUGGCAAGGUCUGGAGUGAGGUGUGGGCUGCCAUCCCCAGGACAGACCCACACGUGCUGCACCUUCAGGGAGGCAACCAGGAUGGACAGCCACCCCGGACCAUUGCCCUGCCUAGCUGCAAGGUGAGCACCCCAGAACCCACAGAGAAGCCUGACUCCAGGCAUAUACUGAAGCUGCACCAUGCGUACUUGUGCCUGUACCUGGACAUGCAAACCGCCGAGCUGCAACAGCAGUGGCUGGAGACCCUCAGUGAUGCCACCCAAGGGGACCUGGCACCGCCCAGCCUGGGGAUGCCAUAG